Messenger RNA from Ctenocephalides felis (cat flea), 2394 nucleotides. RefSeq lists its product as uncharacterized. Gene Ontology annotation, biological process: cell-cell junction organization. The coding region runs from base 1 to 2394 and encodes 797 amino acids. The record is from RefSeq and is a predicted model, not a curated record. The transcript has 8 exons. Gene Ontology annotation, cellular component: plasma membrane; apical junction complex. Lineage: Eukaryota; Metazoa; Arthropoda; Insecta; Siphonaptera; Pulicidae.
AUGGAAGUGGCUUACGGUUAUCACUGGUUGAACAAUAAAAAUCGUCAAAAUAGUUUACCUCACUCAAACAAGGAUCGAUGCCAAUUGGAUGUAAAUGCAAGCCAUUUAUCCAAAAAUAUGCAUCGUUUGGACGGCGAUAUGUCGCGUAUUGACGAUGGAAUGGACAAUUUAAAAUUGGAUCUUGACGCUUUCGAAGAUAUGUUAGGUUGUUUUCGAUCAGGGGUUGGAGAUCUUAGGGAAGAAUUGGGUGACCUAUGUUUGGAAUUGCAAGAAUUUUUAGAAAAAGUUGAUUGUGAAACUUUGCGGUGUGUUUUGGAAGCAGAUUGUGACGAUUUCAGUUCAGAUGGUUUGACAUCCGAGCGAUCGUUAUCGGACGAGUCAAUUUUGGCCCGUUCGAUAUCUGAUACAGAUUUUGAAUAUGAGCCCCCAGAGAAUGAACUGCAGAAAACAUCUUCAGCUUCGAUGUCCGAACAUCAGCUUCGCGUGCAGCGCUCGUUGCAGCGACUGGAUCUCCCAGACUGGUACAGGCAGAGUCAGGUGCCUCGCGAAGGAUUCCUGCUGAGAAAACGAUCAUCGCCUGAUUGCGACACAAGACCAUCAGCCAAUCGCUGGACUGGGUUGAACUCAAAAACAACAUCUUUAAAUUCCUUAGGCAGUGGUUGCAGGACCAGGGACGGAACCAAUAUAAUACAAGGACCGAAUGCAAAUUGCACUGGUUCAAGUGUUAAUUCUGGAGGUUACUUGUUGUCACCAUCGACGAACCGAGACUUCUGCAGGUGGUCUACCUCCAAAUUAAAUUCUUCACAAACUUCUCCAUCGAGCAGCGUUCGGAGCAGUUUUAGCAGUAGAACCACAGGUCCAGUGAUAACCAGCGCAGGCAGCAACUCGCUAAGAAGUAGUUUUAGACAACCCUAUAUGGGCUGGAGAAGCCAAGAAAAAUUGUCCAGGCCUAGAACACCAGCCGAAAGGUUGGCUAUAUCGAUGCCCCAACAACAGCAACAAAAACAACUACAAAAUCAGAAACACCAGCAGAACAACAAUAACAACAUUAUUUUAGAUGCUCAAACACCUGAAAUUCAAUCAUCAAUUAAAGAAGUGACAUCUGCAAUUGUCCACUACGUUUCGGACGCGCAUUCUCGUCUUCAGCAGGGGGCAAACGAUGCCUCUAAGCUGCCUCCACCGAGUGGAAGAUCUCGAUCGGCGAGUCCAAGUCAAAGGUUUUGUUGGUUGGAAUCUUCCUUUGUAGGAACUAGACCGUUGGAUUCUCCCCAAACGCCAACUUUGGCAAAAACUUUCGAAGAUUCGAACGAUUCGAGACGGGACUCCGGCUUAAAGUUAGAAUUGAGGCGGCCAGAAAGAUUGAAUAACGUGCACGUUUCUGAGUAUUCGCCAGCCGGAUCGUUGGAACCGUCGACUACGCCGGGCUCAGCCAGCCUGGAGGAUGUCCUGGCUUCGCUCCUGGGACUGCGGCCUUCUUCUGCUGCGUCGUCCUCGCACCAUGCGCCCGGGCUGUUGCCGGCAGAAUUAGAAGAUACAGCUAGUAUGGCCGAUACUAUUAGGCACAAAGGCGACAAUGACAGGGGAUCAGAUACUCCUAUCGAGGGUCGCAGAAAAAUCAGUCAAACGCUUCAAAACAAUUACUCAACCGACCAACAGAUGGUCAAAUGCCGAAAUAGUAAUUGCAAUAAAUUGCAGAAACCGCCGAUGCUAAAAAGUUGUACAAAAACUGUCACAAUUGUAGCUAUAUUUUCCACACUUUGCCGGCACGUUAUUAAUUCUGCGAAAGAUGAUGAAAUGUCUUUACGUCACAUUUCACUGAUGGCAAGACAAGGUUACGAGACUCAUGGGCGAGGAGUCGUCAAGCUCACGUUCAAAAGUCCCGAAAGCGCCGAAUGUUUUGUUAAAAAUGGGUUUCAAAAAAUCGGAGAUCUCAAGUAUAUUAAAUGGCCAGAUUUGGUUCCUGCUGAAAUGGGUUCUGAAUUAUACUCCGAAUUACUACGAUUGUGCACUGCCUAUGAACCCUUAAAUAAGCUCGUGCUUUAUGUUAGCGUGUGCGUAGUUUCUGAGGCUCCAGGCUCUGGUGCUGUUAAAUGGGAAAGGCAGCUUGUAUCUAGAUGCGCUAAACUGAGGCACUUGCGAAGAAAAGGAGUUAAUCUGCGACGUCACUUUCCAGAAAUUCACUCGAAAUUGAGUUCUUAUGCGGAUGUUGGUGGCGAUAGAUUUGCCCCAUUGACCAUCCAUCCGAAAGAUGAGUGUAGCGGCAAAACUUUUAUGUGCAUCAUUAUGCCAGUUGUUGACCGCGAGAAAUUAAGUGAUUUGCCUGUGGAUAGAGCUAGAAUCAAAAUUGUUGAUAUUAGUUUAAAGCAAGAAAAUGAAGCGCCGUCGACUGUGUGA